AUGAGUCGGUGCUGUUACGGGAAAUUGUUUAACAUGAUGGAUUCAUAUAAUGAACAUGAUGAUAAAAGAGAAUUGGAAAUAAUUAUACAUAGACAAGAAAAUCAGCAUGAUGGAUGCGUACGAAUGGAAUCAAGAUCUUCUUCGACUUCCGAUGUAACAACGAUCGAUGAAAACGAUAUUGCAUGUGAAAUCGAAAUCCACCCGCAACCAUUGGAUCAUUGGGUAGAAGAUUCUUAUGCCACAGUCGUUCGUCAUACACCUGUAAUUACACCUACUACAGUGACUCCUGUAAAUACUGCAAAUCAUAAUACAGAAAUGGACAAUUUGAUUCAAGAAAAUUUAGAAGUUUAUAAUCCUCAUGAAGAAUAUGCAAAAAAACAAUUUGAUUCUAAAUUAGGUAUUGGUUAUAAUUAUUACAAUAAAGCCGUCGAAAUAGAAGAAUUUGAAGAUUUGAACAAUGGAUCAAAUCACCAAUUACUUAGUGAAACUCGUCUACGAACCAUACCACUAGAACGAUUUAUUACUGAAGAACAACAUAUAAAUGUAGAGAAUUUAAAACAUCAAUCUCAGCCGAUGCAUAAUUAUUGUGAUUCUGAAAGUUUGGUUAAAAUGAAUAUUAUACCCGAUGAUAAUUUAGAGGAUCGUACAAGGUGGCGUACUUGUCCAUCUUUGAUACUUCCAACGAGAGAAUCAAUUGAACAGCCUAGGUGUCAUGCUUGUGCAGAGGUGGUCUAUCCUUUAGAAGCUUUACAGACUAUUGGUCGAGUUUAUCAUAAAACCUGUUUCAAGUGUCAUCAAUGUCAUCGUGUUCUAAGCUUGGGCAAAUACAGUGUAUGGGAAGGCAAUCCAUACUGUGAGCCACAUUAUCUUGUAUUGUUCAAAGCCUUUGGACAAUAUAACAGUAGUUUAACAAAAACUCCAAUACUUGACGCUUCAUCUCAUGUUCAGCAAGAAGUUUCCAGGAUCGAACGGUCAACAUCAAAUGUAACUCAAACAUUAGUAGCCAAAUUUCAAGAAUUAGAAUCUGGAAAUAAUACAACUAGUAUACAAAAUUCUCUACCACAGAAUCAACCACCACAUAGAAUCUAUUUUAACUCCACUCAUACAGGACCAACCAGUGCAAAUGGUGAUGUUUUUCCGUCGUCAGGACGUGCUCGUCAAUUAGUAGAACGUUGGAAUAAGUUGCCUUUGGAAAAUCAACAGACUGUUGGUCGAGUUACGUCUGAAAUAAACGGGAAUCCUCAUGUCUUGAACCAACGGAAAUUCAUUCCUGUGGAACCCAAACCAUCAGCUAGGAAACCUGUCGAACAAAAACCGAAACAAUUAGUCAGUGAAUUAAAACAAAAUUUCAGUCAUAAACCUGAAGAUGAAGCUUACUGUUCCUCCGAGUCUACUGAAUGCGCUAAAAUUGGUCAGUACCAUAGCACAAAUGGUAAAACGAGUGAAUUUCCAACUCCGGGUAUUACACGAAAUCUAGUUGCUAAAUUUUCUGCCCUUUCUGCUGCAUCCUAACUUAUGUCAUAUUCUCAAAACUUUUUUUCUUACCAAAAAUAGUAGCGUAAUUUUAAUGACGAUGACGAUAAUGACUAUUAAAGCAAUUUGGUCAUAAUUAAUAGGGACAUAUUUUUCCCUAACAGUUUUUUUUUUCAAUUUUAUUUUCAAGUUAAUGAUUGCUAAUACUCUUUUAUUACAACUUUUAUUGCUAUUAUUAUCAUCCUUGUUACAGUCUAUCUCUUCAUAUUGGUCUACUUUUUCAUAACAACAGAUUUCCAUUAUCUUAAUCAUUUCAUUUCUGGUCUAUUCAUUACGCUUAAAUUAUUAAGUAUUUAUUUGAUGUUGUUGUUACUACUUAGAUUUCUGUUCAUUAAUAAAAUUUACUUAUAAGGGAGAAGAAUUAUUAAGCACCAUACGCUACGCUUCUGAUAUUCAUUUUUUGUCUAUAUAUAUAUAUAUAUAUAUAUAGAGAGAGAGAGAGAGAGAGGGUACCAUUUUGAUUUACCAUUGUUAGUAUCAUUUAAAUUUCUUGUCAAUCUAUAAAACUUACUCUUUUUUAACACUUGAUUUCUUUACAUAGCUUUUAUUUCUGUUAACAUAAAUUUGAUAUUAACCAUAGUUGAGUUUAUUUCGGUGGGUCUGUUUUAGUAUUUGUUAUGUCCAUUUCUACCUGUUUUACUUACCGUACAUAGUGUGUUGUCUUUUCAUAAAUGAUUCAUUUAUUUUUUUGUCUUACGAUACUAUCAAUAAUACGAAAAUUUACCCCGUUUUUCGUUGUCAUAUUCAAUGCUUCUACUUUUCUUCUUGUCUCUAUCUCUUUGUUAUUCCUUUUGAUAAUGUUUGAAUACUGAACUGUUACUGUUAACCAUUCUGUGUUUCGAGUAAAG
Molecule: messenger RNA, 2381 nt
Organism: Schistosoma rodhaini
Lineage: Eukaryota; Metazoa; Platyhelminthes; Trematoda; Strigeidida; Schistosomatidae
Source: the annotation of a GenBank genome assembly